This is a messenger RNA of Cynoglossus semilaevis (tongue sole), 1007 nucleotides long. RefSeq names its product zygote arrest 1-like (gene zar1l). Lineage: Eukaryota; Metazoa; Chordata; Actinopteri; Pleuronectiformes; Cynoglossidae. The record is from RefSeq and is a predicted model, not a curated record. Gene Ontology annotation, cellular component: cytoplasm. Bases 41 to 916 code for a protein of 291 amino acids. The transcript has 4 exons. Gene Ontology annotation, biological process: translation.
ACCGAGCAGAAGUCACUAGGACUGUUUUCAUGGCUCCAGGAUGGAGGGGUUCCCGUCUAGGUUUCCACCGUGCAGCGUGUACGCUAACCCGCUGUGCGGUGCGCCCCUUCAGGGUGGUGGCUGGGGGAAGCGUGAGGGCCGCUUCCUUAACCCCCAGGGUCUGAACUACCUGGAGCUGUGUAAGGCCAUCCUGUACCAGGUUAACCCGGGCUUCUCCGCUGCAGUGAAGAAGGCCAACACCAAGGAGUGCGGUGUGCAGGUGAACGCCAAAGUGGAUAAAGUCGUCCAGUGUUCACUCGGCCCUAAGACCCUGUUCGGUCCGGAGAACGAGCCUUUCGACUCCACCAAGUUUCCAGAGAGCCCGCAGCAGAAAACGCCGCCGACGCAUGUGAGCCACCUGCGCUACCUGAGGCCCGUCUCCAUCUACUCACCUGUGUUUGACCGCAGGCUUUUCCUGAAGAGGCCGGAAGAUGACGGAGGAAGUGAAGAGGAUGAAGCUGAAGCUGCGGAAGGAGCCGAGUCUGAUCCAGAUGCUGAGGUGGAAGAGAACAGCGACGACAUGAAGACAACUUUUCGCCAAUCCCCGAAGGGUUCGAAUUUUCAGUUUCUGGAACAGAGGUACGGUUUUUUCCACUGCAAAAAAUGCAACAUCCGAUGGGAGAGUGCUUAUGUCUGGUGCAUUUCUGGAACCAGUAAGGUGUAUUACAAGCAGCUAUGCCGGAAGUGUCAGGUGGGGUUUAACCCCUACAGAGUGGAGCCCAUUCUCUGCAGGGGUUGCUCGCUGACUUCCUGCAGCUGUGAUAAGAAGCAGAGGCACAUUAACAUGAAGAGACCUCAUCGUCAGGACCUGUGCUGCCGCUGCAAGGGCAUGAAGCUAUCCUGCGAUGCCACCUACAGCUUCAAAUACAUCGUCUGAGCUCUCUGGGUUGUCCCUACAGGUUCAAUACACCAGCACUUUCUAAAAAAAAAAAAAAAAAAAAAAGUGCCAUAAGUUGAACACUAAUUAU